Molecule: messenger RNA, 1099 nt
Organism: Cotesia glomerata
Lineage: Eukaryota; Metazoa; Arthropoda; Insecta; Hymenoptera; Braconidae
Exons: 1
Coding region: 162-1052 (296 amino acids)
Molecular function (GO): protein dimerization activity
Source: RefSeq, a predicted model, not a curated record
GAUCGACUUAAGACGUCGCUCGAGCACCCUCUUGUUCAGUCUCAGUAUCAGUGUCAUCAGUGACGUCUGUGAAGUGAAUUUUAUUUUUUUAUUUUUUUUUUAAUUAAAAAAAUAAGACAAUUUUUAUUUAAAAAAUUGGACAAUUUUUAUUUUAAAAAAACAUGACGAGCUACGCGUGUUUCCAACAGUACGAUCUCCUAGACUCAGAAGGUUACGGCUCGGCGAGCAGCCCCGAGUCGAACCCAAGGUCCUACAGACCCCCUCAGGCCCCGGAAUGCUACCCCCAACCCCCUCGGUCAAGGGGCAGCAGCUGUGACAGCUUAAGUUCCGUUGAUAGUCAGAAUCAUCAAGAGUAUUUCCCGAAUUUGGGCGGCGGGUUUAAUUUUACUGAAUUUUACGAAGGGUACAACCGCGAGGCUGCUAAGUGUGACCAAAUUUACGACCCCUUCAAGCCUUUGCCCUCCAAAGAGAGCCAACACAAGCUUAAUUUCAACUGCCGGACGGAGUUUAAUUGCUCUGUUGAUGAGAAUUAUGAUUUGGGCUACCUAGAGGUCAAACCUCACCCCGUUCUUCAGCAGAAAGUUAACAAUGGAAAUUUAAAUGUUAAUCUAAAUGGAAAUGCCAAUGGUAGUGAGUUCUCUUCUAAGAAUUUGUACAACCAAACUUUGAACCCGGAGCAAAAUUUAAACUAUCAAUUGGAAAACUACCAGGGGAAAAAUGAAUUGGAGCAGAGCAGAAUUAAGUGUCAGGUUCAGAGGUAUCGGAGGGACAGUGAAGCUUCCUUGAGCCCCUCGCCGUACCCGGGUCAGAGAAUCAAGGAAACUCUGCAGAAGAUGAAGAAUUCAGCGCCUGGGAUUGAGGUAAUGAGGAAAAGAAGACUUGCUGCGAAUGCCAGGGAGAGGAGGAGGAUGAACAGUUUGAACGACGCUUUUGAUAAGUUGAGGGAUGUUGUACCUAGUUUGGGGAACGACAGGAAGCUCAGCAAGUUUGAAACUCUUCAGAUGGCACAGACUUACAUUUCUGCGCUAUAUGAACUUCUUCAGCGCGACUGAUAAAGGAGGAUUUGGAGAGACUUUAAUAAGUGAUUCUUUUUAACAGA